Messenger RNA from Caenorhabditis bovis, 3864 nucleotides. NCBI's taxonomy places the organism in Eukaryota, Metazoa, Nematoda, Chromadorea, Rhabditida, Rhabditidae. The record is from the annotation of a GenBank genome assembly.
AUGAUGGUGCCAUCACGCGGCUACAUAUUCCUAUUAUUGUUCUGCCUUGUCGGCGUCGCGUCAGCAGGACGACGACUCAAGAGGCAAUGCGGAUGCACCAAUUUUUGCAAUUGCAAUCAGUCGCCGACGUACUUCAUUCAGUCGAAUCAGCCGACGUGCUCGUGCCAGCAGGCGCCCGCCUGCCUGCCGCAAUGCCCAAGAGCCGAAAUUAAUUCUGACUGUUCGGCGGUAUGCGUGCGUGCUUGCAUUCCAGCGUGCGCCAAGACCACUGGCAACACCUUCACAUGCUCAUCGCAAUGCGAGAACACUUGCCAGAAGACUUGCAGCUCUGCCGCUCAGCAGGCCGCCAUUCACAUCAAGAUCUCGCAGCCAUCACCAGCUCCACAACCAUUGGACUCGUGCCAAUCGGUGUGCCAGAACGUGUGCCAGGGCGCGUGCGUUUCGCAGAACUCGCCGCCGGCGAUUUGUCAGCGCACGUGCAAACAGUCGUGCACGUUCAGAUGCGCCACCAACGAACAAUUGACGACGCCAACGAUCCGAAUCACGAUGGACAUCAAUGAUCGAUAUUUCGACACGAAUUGCGACACGAAAUGCACACAGGCGUGCCAUUCGCAGUGCGUUUCCCAAGGAAACCCGGCGAGCGCGUGCUCCAACUCAUGCGGCAAUCAAUGCAGCAAUCAGUGCGCGGUUCGAACCACACAGGUGCCGAUUCAGCCAUCAUGCCAAUCGCAAUGCGAAAACCGUUGCAUCGGCGCGUGCCAGUCGACGCCACAGUCGGUCUGCGCGGCGUCGUGCUCCACCGCAUGUCAGCUCCCAUGCGACACCACCAUCCGCACCACCGCCACCACCGCCGCGCCAAUUCCCGUCGUCAAGGUGUGCAUUCCGGCGUGUAUGCCGGCGUGCUCAUCGGACUGCACGAAUCCCAACACGGUGCCCGUUGUGCAAGCCCAAACGCCGACGAUCAUCCAAGUCGCCGCGCAAUGUGUUCCCGCGUGUAUGCCCCAAUGCCUACCAUCGUGUACCAAUCCGACGCCGGUGAAUGUUCAAAUCCAGACGACACCGCCGCCGAUUCAAUGCAUUCCGAGUUGUAUGCCCCAAUGCCUUCCGCAGUGUGUCGAUGCGACGACGGUGAAUGCUCAAAUUCUGACAACACCGCCGCCGAUUCAAUGCAUUCCCAGCUGUAUGCCCCAAUGCCUUCCGCAAUGUACCAAUCCAACUCCCCUGACGACCACCACUCAAGCUUCAUUUAAUCAAUGUAUUCCUCCCUGUCAGCCGCUUUGCCUUCAAGUCUGCGUCGAGCAGUAUCUUGAGAAGCCGCCAACCCAGACGCAAUGCAUUCCACAAUGCCUUCCCGCCUGUGAGCUUCGGUGUAUUCAAGACGCCACCACCACCACUACCACUCAGGUAACACCUAUUGUCACUGAACCGCUCACGAGCACACCUGAGAUUGAUUAUAACACGACUGAGGAGGAGCCGGAUCCGGAGCCGGAGCCGGAGCCUGAGCCUGAACCUGAGCCCGAGCCCGAGCCCGAGCCAGAGCCCGAGCCGACACCUGAGCCUGAACCUUAUGAGCCUGAUGAGCCUGAAGAGCACUCACCCGUUCCACCUUACGAUUACCCGCAGUAUGAUGCACCAAAUACCACCGAGCCGGCACCGCCAUUAACUACUACUGCACCACUCCCAGCACCAACCACUACCACCACCAACACCACAACCACAACCACCACCCAAUCAAUAAGCCCAACCACAUCGAUUCCGCAGCACGACACACCUAACUGCCUUCCAGCUUGUCAGCCAUUAUGCCAGCCGAACUGCGUGAUCGCCAUGCAGGUUCUGUUGUUCGUCUCGUGUCCGGAUGCGUGUCGGCCGACGUGCACACCGGAAUGCACGUUCCAGUACAUGCACUCGGCGCCCAGCACUCCGCAGCACUACAAUCCACCGCACGAGAUCAGCGGUGUGAGCAGCAAUUGUAUUGCCGCGUGUCAGCCGGCGUGCCUCCUCGACUGCAUCAUGCCGUACUACAAGGAGAACAUUGUGCCGACGCCGAGGCCCCGAAUUGAGGUCGAGCAGAUUCUGGAAUCGCCGAGGCCCGAAGUGCAGUUUGCGCAGCGAACCGCCGAUGGCUAUACAAGAAACUUUCUGCACUUCAAUGGGCUUCCAAUGGCGCCCACUGGUGCUCAGUCAGCUCAAUCUCCCGCGGUGAAAGCGGCUCCACCGAUUCAGAUGAACCCAAGCAGCCCUUAUAACUAUUUGACGGUGAACAUGCCGAAGCCCCAACAAUUCACUAACAUCCCGAUUGGGAAUGGACAACAUCUGACAGUUCGGAUUAGCUCGACCGGAAGUGUUCCCAGUCGAUCGUUUGCGGUGAAGUCGCGAAGCCUGGCGAUUGAAGGCAACGAGGCGAUCGAUGAGAACAUGAGAUUCGCGGACCUCGUCAGAAAUGACGAUCCCAUCGGAAGGGACUGCAUUCCGCAAUGUAUGCCGUUUUGCGAUAGCGAGUGCCUCAAUCAGUUUGACGGAAGCCUUAGUUAUAAUUCCGCUAAUUCACAGUUUACUAACUCUUGCCCGAACGCAUGUAUGCCACAAUGUGAUCAUCAAUGCAUCAGCACGCUAAUCUGCCCGUCGACAUGUCAACCAGCUUGCGAUCCGAGUUGUCUUCAGAGGCCGCAAAUUAUCAACAUCAGUGUCAUCGGGCAGCAAGUUCAAUGCAUUCCAGCGUGUCGGCCCACUUGCGAGCCGUCGUGCAUCAUUGAACAGACCACUUCGGUUCAAACGCCGCCACCGACACAGCAACCACCGAGUUGCACAGUAUUCUGCCAGCCCGAGUGCACACCGCAAUGUCUACAGCAACAGCAGUGCGCUUGUCAGCAGACGUGCCAGAACGGAUGCCAGCAGCAGAGCCCCGCCGACUGCCGGAAUCUGUGCGUCGAGGUGUGCGCGAAUGAGUGCCCGCCAGCGCAGCCGACCUACAUUCCGGUGGUGCCGGUGGCGACGCAGACCAUCGCACAACCCCAACAACCGCAACAGCCGCAGAUUCUCAUCAAUUUCGCGGUUCCCGAAUGUGUGCCGGUGUGCGAGCAAUCGUGCAACGCGCAGUGCGUCGAGAAGUUCCCGCAAGAUCACUGCGGCUCGGUGUGCCAUUCGCAAUGCCAAGCCGCUUGCACUCAGCAAGCCAUGCAGCCGUCUGCACCACCAGCGACACCGGCCAACUGUCAGCCAGUCUGCCAGCCGGCCUGCGAGCCGUCGUGCAUCGCACAACAGCAGCAACCUGUCAAAAUUCAGGUCAAUCUUGCGCAACAGCCAGUGCUCAGCCAAUGCCAGCCAAUGUGCGAGCAGAGCUGCAUCAGUGAAUGCCAAUCGACAACUCUCAACGUCCAGGCGUCCACCUGUCAGCCAGCAUGCCAGGCGAUCUGCCAGCAGUCGUGCGCGGCACCAGCGCCAUCGCAAACCGCGCCGAUGCCAACCGCCCAGCAGUUGUGCACGCCGAAGUGCCUCAGCGAUUGUCAAGGAUUGUGCAAGGUCAAGUCGGCGCAAUGCCUUCAGGGUUGCGACGCUUCGUGCCAGCAGCUCUGCGGCUCGGCACCGACGCCUGUCGUCCAGCUCACGGUGAACUACAACUGCAACUUGCCUUGCGACGCGCAAUGCACUCAACAAUGCUAUCACCAAGCGCCGACUUGCGCUCCAGCGUGCGCCAGCGCUUGCGAAACUCAAUGCCCGACGGUUUCCUGCCAGGACGCUUGUGAAACUGUGUGCAUGGGCCAAUGCGUCUUUUCCGGACAAAACUCGAGACAAUGCGGACCAGCAUGCUCGCAAUCGUGCACAUCGCUCUGCGAGAAGAAGCGCAAGCGAGUGAAGCGAUCAUAG